Molecule: messenger RNA, 6139 nt
Organism: Lynx canadensis (Canada lynx)
Lineage: Eukaryota; Metazoa; Chordata; Mammalia; Carnivora; Felidae
Gene: FAM184B
Product: family with sequence similarity 184 member B
Exons: 21
Coding region: 1832-5047 (1071 amino acids)
Source: RefSeq, a predicted model, not a curated record
GUGAGUUCAUGACCUGAGCUGAAAUCAAGAGUCAGUCAGUUGCUUAUCCUACUGAGCCACCCAAGGUGCCCCUAAAGCUAUAACUUUCUUUUGGGUACUGGUUUGGCCAUGUCCCACAAUUUUGCCUUGUGUGGUUUAUAUCAGUCAGUUUUAAUAUUUAAUAUCUUUUGUAAUUUCCAUUUUAACCCAUGAGGUAUUUAUCUUCCUAACAUAGGAUUCCUUUUAACUAACCUUUAAUAUCUACUUUACUGCAUUUUGGUCAGAGAAUUUAGUCUGAAUGAAAUUGACCCUUUGGAAUCUAGUUACACUUUUAAACCUAACACAUGAUCUAUUUUCAUGUGUGUGUAUGUGCACUCUCAAGUAUCUAUUCUGUUUGGUAUAGAGUUCUGAAUAUUUAUAUAAUAAUAAAGUAUAUUAAUAUUUUGACUUUUUCAGGCUUCUUAUAUCCCUGCUUAAUAUUUCCCCCUCAGUUCUAUGAGUUGUUACUUAAGAAAUGUUGAGGUUGUGCUUUCAGGAUCAUAUAUACCUCAUAUAUGUUUAUGAUGAGUACUAUAUAAUUUUAUGCUGUUCCUUUCACUGGUAUUAAUGUCUAUAUUUGUCCCUUGUAUUUUUUGACUUGAAAUCUUUUUUUGAUGGGUAUUAAGAUUGCUAUCUCAACUUUGUUUUGGUCCACAGUUGCCUGAUACAUCUUUUUUCAUUCUUUUAUUUUUUACUUUUCUGUGUCUUUUUGCUUUGAAGUAUCUUUUGUUAGUUGCAUGUUAUUGAAUUUUAUUUUGUUUUUCUAAUCCAGGCUGAAUGUCUGUCUUUUUAACUGUGACUUUUAACAUGUUUACAUUCAUUGUAAUUCCUACUAUAUUAAGAUUUACACCUGCCAUCUUCUCUCAUAUCUGUUGAGUAUGGUUAUAUGACCACAACCUCUGGGGUCCCAGCAAGAAUCCUAAUGUCUAACAGCUCUGUAACCAAGACAGGUCCCCUAAAACUAAUCCCAACAAACCCAUCUAAAGGAAAAUAGCAACAACAACAGUACCACCGCCUUUUAUAGCUCUCUAUCUGGAGUUUCGAGUUUGGGGCAUAAAGGAACUACUUUUGCGGGAGUAAUUUUCUGGGCUAGAACAGCAUACUAAAAAAUAAACUGACCCAGAUAUUAACCAAUAAAUUAUUAAAACGACCCCAGUCUCUCCCAAUAGAAAAAUCUGCCUGAGACUAGGAGAUAAAGAUGGGAAAGCUCAGUAAACUUUCUUGGUCAGCAUCCAUGUUCUUAGAUACAGACAAUAAUAUAACCCAUUGCUUUCAGACUUUAAUAUCAUUUCUCUAGUCUUCUCAUUCACAGGUUAAAGCUACCUUUCCAGAUAUUUCAACUAAGUCACCAGUUUCCAAGGGCAUUUGCCACCUACGGAAAACAUGAGAUUCGAGUACACCAGAUGUCCUUGACAACUCAUCCCACCACAAAAUUUGCUCCACCAGCGGACAGCAAAGGCAACCACUGUGUUUCUUUCCAUUACCAAGUAGAUAUAAUAUCCCUGCCAACAAGACAGAAUACACGAAGUGUCUCCUCGCAGUAUCACAACCAGUUGAGACCACGCUAAGAAAGUCAGCUUGCCUGGAGGAAGACCCCUUCUCUUCUUGGGUAGACACAGUUUGAAGGAGAAACUCUGACCUGUGCCACUGAACCCCCAAAAGACUCAGGGAUUUGAAGCACCCUGGGAGAUGGGAGUGAGGAGCAAAGUUGAAACACAGGAGGCUACUGGAGAGUGUGCAUCACCAAAACAAAAGAGUAAGUCUAAAGAAGAAGGCUUGGCAUCCUGAAGACAAGAUCUCACAAAGGAAUGCAAUGAAGGAAAGUCAGGAUGGCUACCAUGUCAACAAAAUUCACGCGUCCGGGACUUGCCAGGGCUCCAAAGCUGAUGCCCGCGGUGGCACCGACUGGAGAAUGGAUUGGGAUCCCGAGAUGCACGUGAAAAUGUGCAAGAAGAUCGCCCAGCUCACCAAGGUGAUUUACGCCCUCAACACCCGCCAGGAUGAAGCGGAGGCCAGCGUGGAGGCUCUGCGGGAAGCCCACCGGGAGGAGCUCCAGAAGGCCGUGGCGGAGACCGAGGCCAGGCUCCUGCGGGAACAGGGCCACGCAGAGGAGGAGGCCCUGCUCCAGCGCAUUCGGGCCCUGGAGAACGCCUUGGAGCUGCAGAAGAGGCUGACCCAGGAGGCGCUGGCUCAGUCGGCCACGUGCAGGCUGGAGACCAAAGAGAGGGAGCUGAGGGUGGAGGCAGAGCACGCCGAGCGGGUCCUCACCCUCUCCAAGGAGAUGCUGGAGCUCAAGGCCGACUAUGAGAAGAGGCUCCGGCACCUGGCGAGCCACGAGACGCCCCAGUGGGGCCAGCUUUCCCAGGAGGGCCCGGAGCCCAAGGGAGAGCCAGGCCACGGCCACGAGAUGCGGGAUGUCCUCCUGGAGGUGGAGAGGCUGCGAGCGGAAAACCAGCAGCUGAGCAAGGACUACGCCAGGAAGGCUGAGGAGCUGCAGGCCACCUACGAGCGGGACACCGAGGCCAUCCGGCAGGCCAUGCAGCAGUCCGUGAGUGAGGCCCUGUGGCAGUGGCAGGAGAAGGAGACGGACCUCCGCAAGAACUUCCAGGUCCAGGAGUCGGCCCUGCAGGCUCAGGUCAGGAAGCUGGAAGGGGAUCUGGAGCACAGGGGCCGCAAGAUAAGUGACCUGAAGAAGUAUGCCCAGAAGCUGAAGGAGAGGACUCAGGACCUAGAUGUGCAGCUCAAGGAGGCUCGGCAGGAGAACUCUGAGUUGAAAAGUACUGCAAAAAAACUCGGGGAGAAGCUGGCCAUUGCCAAAGACAGACUGAUGCUGCAGGAACGUCAUGUAACACCGAAAACCGAUGAAAUGAAGACAGAGCUAGUUGCAGAGAAUGAAGUCCUAGGGAAGGCGAAUGACCUGGAAGGCCGCAGUCUCCAUCCUCAGCAGGACCCGAACUUUCCCAAGGAGUGUCCAUGUACCAAAGGAGGCCCAGAGACACAGACCAAGAAAGAGGCAAGUAUUGAGACGGAAUAUAUGAAGAAGCAAUAUGAAGAAGACCUUCGUAAAAUCAAACAUCAGACAGAAGAGGAGAAGAAACAUCUCAAAGACCAGCUAGUGAAGCGCCUGGAAGACUUGGUAAAGAAGCACGCCAUAGAAAUCAAAUCGGUUCGCUCUUCGGUGGAGGCCGAGAGGAGGAAGCUGCAGAAGGAAGUGGAAGCACAGUUGGAGGAAGUGAAGAAGAAAUCAGAAAAUGAAAUCAAGCAGCUGGAAGAAGAGAAAGCAGCCCUAAAUGUGAAGCUCCAGAAUUCUCUGCUCGAGGUUUUAAGACUGGAAGAAUUUAUCCAACAGAAUAAGGUACAUCCCCGAAGAGGCAAAGAAAGGCCCCAGGAAUUGGACAGCCAGCGCUGUAGUAUUUUAGAGACGCAGGAUCCAUGCUCGAAGCUGAAUAAACCUCAGACCCCACCCAAAGGAGAAGAGUACCAGGAUAAGUUAGCAGCUGAAGAAGGAACCAGCAGUGAUGAAGAAGAAAGGAUCAAAGUGCCCCUCAAGGAAGGAGAUGGGCUGCAGCCUCCACUGAGCUCUUUGCUGGAGGAGAAGGCACCCGACAUCCAGCGUCUGCAGGAGGAGUGGCAAAGCCAGAAGGCCAGAUUGCAAGCCCAGGUCUCCCAGAUGCAGCAGGCUCUGGAGCAGUGCGCCAGCAGCUACCGGGAGGACCUGCAGGAGCUCAAGCAACUCUCCGACCACGAAAGGGAGAAGCUGCAGCACGAGCUCCAGGAGACCGUUCAGCAGAACCAGGCCAUGAAAGCCCAGCUCGAGGCCUCCCACCAGCGAGCCUUGCGCAUGCUUGAGAAGGCCAAAAAUCAAGAACUCAAGGCCGCAGAGGAGCGCCUGAGGAAGGAAGCCAGCCACAGCCUGCAGAUCCAGCACCAGGCGCACCGGCUGGAGCUCCAGGCCCUGGAGGAAAAGGCCCGGCAGGAGCUCCAGGGAGAGCGGGAGAGGACGCAGGCUCAGCAGGCUCUCGCGUUAGAGUCCCUGAGGCAGGAGCUGUCGGAGCAGCGGGCCGCCUGCUCUGGGCACCAGAAAGACCUGGAGGUGCUGCAGGCCAAGCUGAGGGCUCUGGGCAGCUUGGGCAAGCCGCAGGCCACCGCCCAGUGUCCAGGGGACAGUGAGGACCGCACCGUCGCUGCAGAGGACGCGGGCGGCCCGGGCCAGGCGGGCUCCCCGAAGGGCGCCGCGGAGCCGGGUCCGAGCGAGGGCUGCGACCCCUGGGAGGAGAACUCGCAGCUCAAGGACGCGGUGCAGCGGCUGCGGGCCGAGGUGGAACAGCAUCAGCAGGAGGCGCUACAGCUCCGCGAGCAGCGCAGGCUGCUGGAGGAGGAUCAGCAAGCCCAACGGGCCCGGGAGGUGGAGAAGCUACGCCAGGAACACCGGAAGGAGAUGCAGGCCAUGGUGGCGGAUUUCAGCAGUGCGCAAGCCAGGCUCCAGGCCCGGCUGGCUGCCCUGGAAACUGAACUGAAGGAUUCCGGAGAGAAACCAGGGAAGGGGGCGUCCAGGCCAGAGGACGUUCAGCUCAUAGGCCGCCUGCAGACCCGCCUGAAGGAGAGAGAGGAGAUCAUCAAGCAGCUCAUGGAGGAGAGAAGAUUUCACUGUGCAGCCUUCCCCAGCGCCAUGUCCCAUCGGAACCGGUCUUUCUCUUUCAACCCUCACCCAGGAUAUUUGACCCCCUCCAUGAAGAAAAAGAAGCUGGAGGAAGUGCCCAGCCGAGUGGUCAGCGUGCCAAACCUGGCCUCCUACGCAAAGAACUUUCUGAGUGGUGAUCUGAGCUCCAGGAUCAACGCCCCUCCAAUAACGAAGUCACCCAGCUUGGACCCAAGCCCUGGCUGUGGCCAGCCUUACAAACCCACCCAGGCUCUAGAUGUGAAAACUGCCACAAGGACACAAGAUGGUGAAACAGCCCAACCCAAAGAAGUCCAGCAGAAACAGGGCUCUGCCCACCAGGAAUGGUUUACCAAGUAUUUCUCUUUCUAAACUGAGUCUCAGGAUUCCAUCACCAAGAGGACACCUGAAACACAUGUAAAGCAUCUGACUGAAGGAAUGAACUAAAAAACCAAAUUAACUUGCUUGUGACACGAUUUAUAUAUAAUAGCCAAAACAAAUUUUGGCAUUAACAUUUCAUACUGUUUCAUUGUGAAACCAGUGCUUAAACAGAAUUCUUGACAUUAAGGUGAAAAACAAAACAACAUAAACCAGUGUUAUCAAAAUGCACCCACAGAAAAUAUUAAUGUUACUGAUGACCCUCACAUUGUAUUUCUAGUGUCCAUAAGAUUUCACUCCACUUUGUGGAAUAUCAGGCUUUGUGAUUUCCAUGAUCUACUUUAAAAGUGGUUUCACUUGUCCUUAGAAUGCUAGUCAUCUCCACUUGAAAAGUAUUUCUGUGUAAAUGACAGAAUUACAAAAUGCACAUUCAACCUCGCUAGGAAGAAGAAUAAAAGUUCGAAAUACUCAUGAAAACCAAUUACAAACACAAAACAAGGCAAAACUAGGAGUGGAUGACAGCAGCCCUUGGCACACUUCGACUGAGUGCUCUGACUUCCUAAGUCCAGGACCUGAAGUAGACGAGAGAGGGGAUAACACCUACCUCAAAAGGGACUUUUGGAGAAGUAAGCAAAAUAGGAUAGGUAUGAUACCAAUCACGAACUGGAAUUAACCACUGCCAGAAUUUUUCUGUGAAUAACCGAGCCUCACUCUGUCAUAUGACUGUAGUUUCAACUUGGUCACUUGUGAAAGUUUCUAGAGUAUUCUUUGAAGUCAAAGAUCUACUGAGCCCAUAGUCUUUAGGCCUGGGCCCUUUGCCUCAUGGUGCAUUGCUUCCCCAUCACAUGGAUGCUCAGUACUGUAAGGGAAUCGGGACUGGCCAUUCAUGGUGCUGACCCAUGUCAGUCCACACUGAAUAGUCUGACCUUCUGAUGGAGCAGUGUGAUUUGACAAGACUCAAUACAAUUUGGGCAAAAUAUGUUCUCAAUCCUUUGGUGCUGGCCCCACACGUGGCCAUAAACAUUUAUUCUAUGCACUGUCAAAUCUUUGCUCUUUGAAUAAAACUUUAAACUGGGCAAUUAAAAA